Messenger RNA from Nematocida minor, 2757 nucleotides. RefSeq lists its product as uncharacterized. Lineage: Eukaryota; Fungi; Microsporidia. The record is from RefSeq and is a predicted model, not a curated record. Bases 1 to 2757 code for a protein of 918 amino acids. The transcript has a single exon.
AUGAAAGCUCUAAAAAUGAUGAAAAUACUGGCAGGUGCUGCGUCUGUCCUUUUCUUUGCAAGAUGCAGCGGAAGCAGUGGCUCUUCUAGCGAGGAAGGGCAGAGUAUAGUUCUUGAGCCAUCUAAAAGAGAAAUGGGUGGUAUAUAUGGCGGCCUAGUCUGCAAUCAAAACUGUGCUAGUAGAACGGAUAGGGUAGAAAAUAGCUGUGGCACAUUUAAACAGUAUAGAGAAGGUUUCAGCGUGAUUAAACACACUUCUGCCUGCCCCAUUGGAAUCAGUAGAUUGUCUAUAGGAGAAAAAAGAAAAGAGAGCAGUUACAACUUGUUGAAUGCAUGCACAGAUCACUCUGUGCCCGAGAACAAGAAGAGGAAGAAGGACAGUCUGCUAGAAGGAAUGCUUACUGCCAGUGGCCAGCCAAUUAAGAACGAAGUCACAUUGGAGGGUGAAGAAGAGCAGCCUGUAGCAAAAAGUGCAAAAAAGAAAAACAUAAAUGGGUUUAACAUCAACCUAUGGGACAACAUGGGCCAGCGGCUAAGAAACAACAGAAGAAAAGGCUACAGAAUGAGACACAGAACAAUCUAUGUUGUUGACGAUCUUGAUGAGUACAAAGACGAGGAGAUAAAAACAGAGCACUAUAAAAUGAAGCUUAGAAGCAGAAUUGAGGAGUUUGCUGCAAAUUUUGCCCCUCUAAUAAAUACCAAUGCAAUGUGGUACUUCAUUGCAAGCAGCACCACAAAUAUACACACUAAAUACAAAGAUCUUUUGGGGCUGCAGGAGCUCUUUAAGGGCGAGGAGAGAGUGCACAGAAGGAUAAUGGAGGGCAUCCGGGGAUACUACCCAGCUUUGUUUGAAGACAUGAUAGCGUAUAUAGAGAAGCACCAGCCCUUGCGUGCUAAAAAAGACAGCCCCCAAACAGCAUGGAAGGAAACGCUGGGAGACAUUUACAUGCGGAAGUCUCCAGCGCCAAACUAUGCUAUACUGGAGGACUUAGAUAGCAUCGGCCGACUAGACAAAAAGUGCCACGCGCUUGUGCAUGCUGUGCACAUGGCUCUGGCGCUGCCUGAAGUGUACCAAGACUUUUCCAACAUCACUGAAAGCCUUAUAAAAGAGACGCGCAUUUCAGAAAGCUCAGGUGCAAACCAAAGCUGCCAGGAAGUUCUACUGGCAAUGCGCAAGAUAGUGCAGCUAAAUAUAAACAAAGAAACAGAUUAUAUGCUGUACAAAGAGAUCUACAGCCAUCUUAAAAACGUAUGUGCUGAAGACAAAAAGCCACUGGACAGUCUGACAGUUAUUGAGCUGUACAGAGAGAUAUAUGCGCUUCUUUCAAGCUUCUAUGAGAAAGUAAAAGUGAUUGUUGCAGAAAAAGAAUAUGUGCUGGCAGGCAAGUGCGUAAUAAAAAAACAGGUGUACAUAAAGUGCGAGAAAGUAGUAGACGUAUCCCAAGGCAGCUUGGAUAAAAAGGUUCUGGUUCCUACGUACUCAAUAGAGGAGAACCUGUGGCGAGUUUCAUCUAAUGUAGAGCCGCACUACCACGUGUACUAUGUGGACAAUACAACCCAACAGCCCAGGCUGCUGUGCAUGCCUUUCUAUGUAGACAAAAACAACCAAAGACAAUAUCUGCACACAAUCGAUGAGAUAGUAAGAUAUAUAAAGGUGCUGCAUAAAAUAGACCACUAUUCAGACUACAUACACCCUUUUAAAGUAAGAAAAGGGACUAGAGAGUGGUCGUACGUCAAGAAAGGAGAAAGAGCUCUCACAAUAGGAGACCUCGCAGAGUACGAAGUGGUGUUCUAUCGCUUUGAGGAGGGCUUAAGCAAAAGAAAGCUUGCUUUUGUGGAGUUCAUCCCUUUAAACGGGCAUGAGGAAGAUACUCUUUGCAUACCGCUGUUUCUUUCUUCUCUGAUGCAGUCUGCUGUGGAGUUUGGGCCUUUUGUUGCGGCAGAUGCCCACAAAGAGAUGCACUCGAUAGAGUUUGAAAACAGAGUGCCGGACGUGUACGAGUAUGAUAACGAUUACUCGGGCCAUAUAUACUCGACUUUGCACAGCUACUACAGCCGCCUGUACAUCCUGCUAGAUGAGGAAAAGAGAAAUAACAUAGAGUGCUAUAGUAUGAACUGCCGUGUGAGCGAGAAGAGCAACGGCACUGUCAAAGCUGUGUGGCGCGCGAGAAUAUUGGACGGCAUGGAUGAGUAUACGCACUGUGCGCUGGACUGCUCUUUCAAAGAAAAAGAAAACACAGAAAACCUUGAUGCUUUUGUUGACGCAUUGGAGUCGAGGGAGUACAACAGGGACAGCGAGCUGCAGGGCUUUCUAUUGCAGAAUAGCAACGAUAAAGGCAGUGAGCUGGCACUCUCGCUCCAGAACAUAUACAAUCUAACAGAAAUAAACAAGAGCCACAAUAAGUAUGCCAUUUUCUAUAGCUUAAAAGAGCUUGAAGCAAUGCUAGCGAGCGAGAAGCUGAAGCUAAAGGAGAUAGAAAAGGUGCAGAAGGCUCUAGGAGGAAAGAAAAAAAACGAUCCACUGCCGCUCAGAAGACGCAAGGGUGCGGUAGUCUGUGCAAAGUACAAACAGAAGAACAGAUUAGAAAGCAUAUGCGAGGCGCUAAGUAUAAAAAAAUCUAGAAAGAUAGACCUGCAAACAGGCUUUGUUGUAUUCCGACGCGUGAACCACAGCAAGUCCAAUUUGGGGGUGCACAACGAGGUUCUUGAUGUGCUAAUUUCGUGUUACAACUACCAAAAGAAUGUCUGUGAGGAGUAA